This is a messenger RNA of Coffea eugenioides, 1105 nucleotides long. Its product is annotated as probable chalcone--flavonone isomerase 3. Gene Ontology annotation, molecular function: intramolecular lyase activity. The record is from RefSeq and is a predicted model, not a curated record. The transcript has 5 exons. Bases 187 to 828 code for a protein of 213 amino acids. NCBI's taxonomy places the organism in Eukaryota, Viridiplantae, Streptophyta, Magnoliopsida, Gentianales, Rubiaceae.
CCACUGGACUACGCUAGUAGUAUUCAAUCUACCACCCAUACAACGCCAUUCAAAAAAAUACAUACAUAACCAUAAUGUCUAUAUAACCUCUCUUCGAUUUCCAUUGAAUUAGUAGUAACCAGCAACACUAGAUUGUUCUCUGACAAUAAAGAAUCUGCCGCAGGUUUCUUUCGCAAUAAUUUUCAGAUGGGAACUGAAGUAGUGAAGGUGGAUGAAAUUCCCUUUCCUCUCCAAGUCACCCCUUCUACCACCAAGCCACUAUCUUUGCUAGGCCAUGGUAUAACUGACGUUGAGGUUCACUUCCUUCAAAUUAAAUUCACUGCAAUUGGGGUUUAUAUGGAUUCCGAAAUUGUCACGUAUUUACAACAAUGGAAGGGCAAGAAGUGCACUGAUCUUGCUGAAGACGAUGACUUCUUUGAGGCUAUAAUUUCUGCCCCCGUGGACAAGUUUCUGAGAAUCGUAGUGAUUAAAGAGAUCAAGGGCUCGCAAUAUGGUGUGCAGCUAGAAAGCGCGGUGAGGGAUCGACUUGCAGCUGAUGAUAAAUAUGAAGAUGAGGAGGAAGCAGCUCUCGAGGAACUUAUUGAGUUUUUCCAACCUAAAUAUUUCAAGAAAGAUUCUAUCUUGACAUAUUAUUUCCCUGCCGGUUCUUCUGCCCCUGCUGAGAUUACAUUCACAACAGAGGGAAAAGAGGAAUCAAAGAUAAAGGUGGAGAAUGCAAACGUGGUUGAGAUGAUCAAGAUAUGGUACCUGGGUGGAACCAGAGGGGUGUCGCAGACCACCAUCUCCUCCUUAGCCAAUACUCUUGCUGCCGAGUUAUCUAAAGAAUGAGAAGUUAAACGUCUACUGCCUGGGCUUGGAAUCUUGGUCUGUACUUUCUACGUUAAUGGUGUUACCUGGUGUUGGGAUUCAUGGUCUUCCUAAUUUAAUACGUAGUAAAUUCUACUUCAUCUCUUUUACUUGUCGACUAUUAAAUCAGUUGAAACCCUCUGUACUAUUGCUGUUACGGAUCCCUUUUUGGGGAUCCGUAGAAUUUCUUUUACUUCAUAAACAGAGCUACUGGAAUUCCCCUGUAUGUUCUUGUUACUUGAACGCUUCCACUAUUUAA